AUGCUUCCACGAUUGCUACGUUCGAGGGUCCUACCCAGCUUGGUUGGGGCGAGAAGCGCAAAUGCUGCCAGGUCUGUGGGAGCGUCAACGGUGCUGAAGAGGACGUUAAUUGCUGCACCUAAAGCUGGAGAUCCUCCGCUGAUGAGUAGAAGAGCGGAUAGAGAACUGCCUGAGCUUCCAGAAAAUGGAAUGAAGUGGGUAAAAACCGUUCCCAUCUUCCUCAUCGUCCUAAUAUCCUCGACCCUCGCAAUCUUCAAUUACCAAAAGUCCUCAUCCUCCGUUGUUUCCUCCACUCUAUACGCCCUGCGUACCUCUCCCGCAGCCCGAGAAUAUCUAGGCGAUGAGAUAUACUUUGCGAACAAGAUGCCUUGGAUCUGGGGCGAGAUGAACCAGUUGCAUGGGCGGAUCAAUAUCCAUUUCGAGGUCAUGGGAAAGAAGAAUAAGGGUACGAUGAGGUUUACGAGCUUCAGGAGGACCAGGAUGGGCAUGUUUGAGACUACGGAGUGGAGUUUGGAGACGUAUGAUGUGGAUGAGAAUGGAAAGAGGAGGAAGAUUGAUUUGUUGGAUGGCAGUGAUCCGUUUAAGGGGAUUGAGAUGGAUGCUGAUGAGCUGAAGGUUGUUGGACGAGGAAGUUAUGCACCAAAUCUUUCAGGAUGA
Messenger RNA from Glarea lozoyensis ATCC 20868, 657 nucleotides. RefSeq lists its product as uncharacterized. The coding region runs from base 1 to 657 and encodes 218 amino acids. The transcript has 2 exons. Gene Ontology annotation, cellular component: mitochondrial inner membrane. Gene Ontology annotation, biological process: mitochondrial respiratory chain complex IV assembly. The record is from RefSeq and is a predicted model, not a curated record. NCBI's taxonomy places the organism in Eukaryota, Fungi, Ascomycota, Leotiomycetes, Helotiales, Helotiaceae.